Molecule: messenger RNA, 3809 nt
Organism: Vanrija pseudolonga
Lineage: Eukaryota; Fungi; Basidiomycota; Tremellomycetes; Trichosporonales; Trichosporonaceae
Product: Pyruvate carboxylase
Exons: 10
Coding region: 228-3713 (1161 amino acids)
Biological process (GO): pyruvate metabolic process; gluconeogenesis
Cellular component (GO): cytoplasm
Molecular function (GO): ATP binding; pyruvate carboxylase activity; metal ion binding
Source: RefSeq, a predicted model, not a curated record
CUUUUGCUUCUUCUUCUUGACAUCUGUUUACUUUUUGGUAGCCACCACGGGAACUCUCUCUCUCGCUCUCACGCUACCAAAAGGCAGUCGCUCAUCGUAGUCGUGCUCCCAGGCUAGGCGCCUUUGAUUCCCAUCCUCGGACGGCUUGACUCUUGCACCGAGUACACAUUUGUAGCCUCCCCCCCGUCAACUCCCCGUUCAGCCCCAGCAACAAGAACAAGCUUACAAUGGCUGGCACCAACCCGCUCGACGCCUGGUCGCAGCACCUUGGCCUCGACCACUCGGAGCCCGGAACUCCCGGCACUCCCCUCCAGACCGUGGACCGCCUCCGCAAGCAGCAGGCUGGCCACAAUGGCCCUCUCAAGAAGGUCCUGGUCGCCAACCGUGGUGAGAUCGCCAUCCGUGUCUUCCGUACCGCCCACGAGCUCGCCAUGUCCACUGUCGCCAUCUACUCGCACGAGGACCGCGCCAACGCUCACCGUUACAAGUCGGACGAGUCGUACCUUGUUGGCGAGGGCCUCAGCCCCGUCGGCGCCUACCUCGCUCAGGACGACAUUGUUCGCAUCGCCCUUGAGCACGGUGUCGACAUGAUUCACCCUGGUUACGGUUUCCUGUCUGAGAACUCGGACUUUGCCCGCAAGGUCGAGGAGGCCGGUAUCGCCUUCAUUGGCCCCCGCCCCGAGACCAUUGACGCUCUCGGUGACAAGACCAAGGCUCGUGACGUUGCCAUCAAGGCUGGCGUCUCGGUCGUCCCUGGUACCCCCGGCCCCGUCGAGUCGUGGGAGCUUGCCAAGGACUUCAUUGACAAGUACGGUUUCCCCGUCAUCAUCAAGGCCGCCAUGGGCGGUGGUGGCCGUGGUAUGCGUGUUGUCCGCGACAGGGAGAGCUUCAAAGAGAACUUUGAGCGUGCUGUUUCCGAGGCCAAGUCGGCCUUUGGUGACGGUACCGUCUUCAUUGAGCGCUUCCUCGACAAGCCCCGCCACAUUGAGGUUCAGCUCCUUGCCGACUCGCAGGGCAACUGUGUUCACCUCUUUGAGCGUGACUGCUCGGUCCAGCGUCGUCACCAGAAGGUUGUCGAGAUUGCCCCUGCUCCUCACCUCCCCGAGGAUGUUCGCCAGGCCAUCCUCAACGAUGCCCUCAAGCUCGCUCACGCCGUCAACUACCGCAACGCCGGUACCGCCGAGUUCCUGGUUGACCAGCAGAACCGCCACUACUUUAUUGAGAUCAACCCCCGUAUCCAGGUCGAGCACACGAUCACCGAGGAGAUCACGGGCAUCGACAUUGUCGCCGCGCAGAUCCAGAUUGCCGCCGGCGUCACCCUUGAGCAGCUUGGCCUUACCCAGGACCACAUCCACCGCCGUGGUUUCGCUAUCCAGGCCCGUAUCACCACCGAGGACCCCGCCCAGGGCUUCCAGCCCGACACGGGUAAGAUUGAGGUCUACCGUUCCGCUGGCGGUAACGGUGUCCGUCUCGACGCCGCUUCUGGCUAUGCCGGUGCCCAGAUCACUCCCCACUACGACUCCCUGUUGGUCAAGUGCUCCGUCUCGGGCGCCACCUACGAGGUCGCCCGCCGCAAGCUCCUCCGUGCCCUCAUCGAGUUCCGUAUCCGUGGUGUCAAGACCAACAUUCCCUUCCUCGUCAGGUUGUUGACCCACCCCGUCUUCGAAGCAGGCGGCUGCUGGACGACGUUCAUCGACGAUACUCCCGAGCUCUUCAAGCUCGUCAAGUCGCAGAACCGUGCGCAGAAGCUCCUUGCUUAUCUCGGCGAUGUCGCUGUCAACGGCUCGUCGAUCCUCGGCCAGGCGGGUCCCCCCGGUCUCAAGACCGAGGCUAUCAUCCCCAAGAUCACCGACAAGGACGGCAAGGUCGUCGACACCUCGGUUCCUCAGCUCAAGGGCUGGCGCAACAUCAUUGUCAACGAGGGCCCCGAGGCCUUUGCCAAGGCUAUCCGCGCCUACCCCGGUACCCUCAUCAUGGACACCACCUGGCGUGACGCUCACCAGUCGCUCCUCGCGACCCGUAUGCGUACCGUCGACAUGGCCAACAUUGCCAAGGAGACGUCGCACGCCCUCGCCAACGCCUACUCGAUCGAGUGCUGGGGUGGUGCUACUUUCGACGUGGCCAUGCGCUUCCUCUACGAGGACCCUUGGGACCGUCUCCGCACCCUCCGCAAGCUCGUGCCCAACGUUCCCCUUCAGGCCCUCGUUCGUGGUGCCAACGCUGUUGGUUACACCUCGUACCCCGACAACGCCAUCUACGAGUUCUCCAAGAAGGCCGUCGAGGCCGGUCUCGACAUCUUCCGUGUCUUUGACUCGCUCAACUACUUUGAGAACCUCAAGCUCGGUAUCGACGCCGCCAAGAAGGCCGGUGGUGUCGUCGAGGGCACCAUCUGCUACUCGGGUGACGUUGCCAACCCCAAGAAGACCAAGUACACCCUCCAGUACUACCUCGACCUCACCCAGCAGCUCGUUGGUGAGGGCAUCCACGUCCUCGGUAUCAAGGACAUGGCUGGUCUGCUGAAGCCCGAGGCCGCUCGUCUUCUGAUCGGCGCGAUCCGCAAGGCCCACCCUGACCUCCCCAUCCACGUCCACUCGCACGACACGGCCGGUAUCGCCGUCUCGUCCAUGCUGGCCGCUGCCCAGGCCGGUGCCGAUGUCGUCGACGUUGCUAUUGACGACCUUUCGGGCCUCACCUCCCAGCCCGCUAUGGGCGCCGUCGUCGCUGCUCUUGAGCAGUCUGGCCUCGGCCCCGGAAUCUCGCACGAGAACAUUAUGGCUCUCAACUUCUACUGGAGCCAGGUCCGCAAGCUCUACGCUCCCUUCGAGGCCAACGUCCGCGCCUCGGACUCUGGUGUCUUUGACCACGAGAUGCCGGGUGGACAGUACACUAACCUCCAGUUCCAGGCCUCGUCUCUUGGUCUUGGAACCCAGUGGCUCGACAUUAAGAAGAAGUACAUUGAGGCCAACCAGCUCUGCGGUGACAUUAUCAAGGUUACCCCCUCCUCCAAGGUUGUCGGCGACUUUGCGCAGUUCAUGGUCUCGAACAACCUCUCCAAGGAGGAUGUUAACGAGAAGGCUGCCACCCUCGACUUCCCCUCGUCGGUCGUGGAGUUCUUCCAGGGCUACCUUGGCCAGCCCUACGGUGGCUUCCCCGAGCCCCUCCGCUCCAAGAUCAUUCGUGACAAGCCCCGCAUCGACGCUCGUCCUGGUCUCAGCAUGAAGCCCCUCGAGUUUAAGAAGAUCAAAGCUGAGCUUCGUGAGAAGUAUGGUGCCCACAUCACCGACUUUGACGUCCAGUCGUACGCCAUGUACCCCAAGGUUUUCGACGAGUUCCAGACGUUCCUUGACAAGUUUGGCGACCUGUCCGUCCUGCCGACGCGCAUCAAGCUGCUCGCGGUGGGCCCUCUGGACACGAACAAGGGCACGCGAGAGGUGUUCUUCGAGCUAAAUACGCGCGCGAUUGUGAUUGAGGAUCGCUCUGCCGCCAUCGAGCACGUCACCCGUGAGCGCGCGACGAGCGAGCCUGGCAGUGUGGGUAGCCCCAUGUCUGGCGUGGUUGUGGACGUACGCGUCGCCAAGGGAUCUAUUGUGAAGGCUGGAGACCCCAUGGAGUCAGUUGUCUCAGCGCCCGUCAGUGGAACUGUGGCUCGCGUGCUCGUUUCGGAAAACGACAGCAUCAACUCCGGAGACCUCAUCGUUGAGAUCACGCACUGAGCGGGCCCAGUACAUGGGUUGUACCAAAAAGAUACCAGAUAGCCGUAGCAGGAGUGCCGUAAGUAGGUGUAGACAUGCAGUGUCAUCGAGUCAUGA